AUGGUAAAAAGCAGUAGUCAUCGUAAAAGAUCUCGUUCGAGAUCGAGGAGUGUAAGCGUUGAAAAAAAAAGAAGUAGGAGAUCGAGGAGUAGGGAAAAAACAAAAUCCCGGCAUAAAAGGAGUCGUUCCAGAGAUAGAAUUAAAGAUGGUGAUAGGGAUAGAUAUAGGCGGUCAAAAAGCAGAAGUAAAGAAAGAUCGAGGGAUCACGAACGUAAAAGCUUUCAAGAAUUCGUUUGUGUUGAUUUUAGAGGGAGCAGUAGAGAAAAAAAACAUUCUAAAAGUCAUGGGAAGUCAUUGAGAAAAGACAGAUCGCGAUCUAAAUCUAAAGAUUACAUUCCCAAAAAAGAAGAAAAAGAAGAUUCUGUGUUUGAUGCUACCAAUUUAGAUAAGGAAGAAGAACAAAAAAGAUUAGAACAAGAAAUGCAAAAAAGAAGGGAAAGAAUCGAAAGGUGGAGAGCUGAAAGGAAAAAAAAAGAAUUGGAAGCAACGAAAAAAGAUUUAAAAGGGACAAUAGCUAACAUUCAAAUCCCUCAAAAAAAAUGGAAUCUGGAAGAUGAUAGCGAUGAAGAAGAAGAAGAUAAAAAGGAAGCAGGAGAAAAUAACGAUGAAGAAUUGGAUCCUUUAGAUGCAUUCAUGCAAACCGUCGAGGAAGAAGUUCGUCACGUCAACAAAUUGGAAAUUAAAAAACCAGGGAAACAGGGUGAACAAGGAAAUGCACCGGGAUUGGUAAUUUUAACCGGGGUAGCGAAAAAAAAAGUCGAAAAGAAAAAGGGUGAAUUGAUUGAACAAAAUCAAGAUGGUUUGGAAUAUUCGUCGGAAGAAGAAAUGGAAGAUUUGAAAUUGACUGCUGACGGUAUUGCCAACAGGCAAAAAAAAGAUUUGGCUAAAGUGGAUCAUUCGACGAUAAAUUAUUUACCAUUUAGAAAAAAUUUUUAUAUCGAAGUACCGGAAAUUGCUAAAAUGACUAACGAAGAAGUUGAAAAAUAUAGGGAGGAUUUGGAAGGGAUCAGAGUCAAAGGAAAAGGUUGUCCGAAACCAAUAAAAGAAUGGGCUCAGUGUGGAGUCAGCAAAAAAGUUUUAGAAAUUUUAAAAAAAAAUGGUUUCGAAAAGCCAACACCCAUUCAAACCCAAGCCAUUCCGGCUAUUAUGUCUGGAAGAGAUCUCAUCGGUAUAGCAAAAACGGGAAGUGGUAAAACUUUGGCUUUUCUUCUUCCCAUGUUUCGUCACAUAUUAGAUCAGCCUCCGUUAGAGGAAACCGAUGGGCCUAUUGCUAUCAUAAUGACGCCUACCCGAGAACUAUGUAUGCAAAUAGGUAAAGAUUGCAAAAAAUUUUCAAAAUCCGUUUCUCUCAAGGUUGUCUGCGUUUACGGUGGCACGGGAAUAUCGGAGCAAAUUGCAGAAUUGAAACGAGGGGCUGAUAUUGUUGUUUGCACGCCUGGAAGAAUGAUCGAUAUGCUUGCCGCAAACAGUGGUCGCGUCACCAAUUUGCUCAGAGUCACGUAUAUCGUAUUGGAUGAAGCCGAUAGAAUGUUCGAUAUGGGAUUCGAACCCCAGGUCAUGCGUAUAAUCGACAACGUACGUCCCGACCGUCAAACCGUAAUGUUCAGUGCUACGUUUCCCAGGCAAAUGGAAGCUUUAGCCCGAAGAAUUUUGACGAAACCCAUAGAAGUUCAAGUUGGUGGGAGAAGCGUGGUGUGUAAAGACGUGGAACAACACGUGGUCGUUUUGGACGAGGAUAAAAAGUUUUUAAAAUUGUUAGAACUAUUGGGUAUAUAUCAAAAUCAAGGUAGUGUGAUAGUUUUCGUUGACAAACAAGAAAGUGCGGAUGAUCUACUUAAAGAACUUAUGAAAGCUUCUUACCCGAGCAUGUCAUUACACGGUGGAAUCGAUCAGUUCGAUAGAGAUAGUACGAUAAUCGAUUUUAAAUCCGGUAAAGUGAAACUUUUAAUAGCAACUUCCGUUGCGGCGAGAGGACUCGAUGUGAAGCAAUUGAUUCUGGUCGUUAACUACGAUUGUCCCAAUCAUUACGAAGAUUACGUUCACAGAUGUGGCAGGACGGGUAGAGCGGGUAAUAAAGGAGUCGCUUACACUUUCAUAACACCCGAACAAGAACGUUACGCGGGUGAAAUUAUUCGAGCUCUCGAACUGUCAUCCGUCGCCGUUCCCGAAUCGUUAAGGAAUUUAUGGGAUCGAUACAAGGCGAAAUUAGCUGCGGAGGGGAAAAAAGUUCACACCGGCGGAGGAUUCAGCGGAAAGGGAUUCAAAUUCGACGAAUCCGAAGCCAUGAUGGCAAACGAAAAGAAGAAAUUUCAAAAAGCGGCACUGGGUCUUCAAGAUUCUGACGAUGAGGAUUUGGAACAGGAUAUCGAUCAGCAAAUAGAAAAUAUGUUGGCUCCUAAGCGAAUAGUGAAAGAAAUAAAAGCACCCAUAGGAACGAUCAAUCCUCUAGGUCCAACUCCCGGAGUUCCCAAUCACACGCCUUCAACGACAGACAAACUCGAAUUGGCCAAAAUGAGAGCAUCGAAAAUAAACAUGGCUAAAAAUCUGGGUCCGGAUGCCAAGGGAGCGACUCAACAAGCGGCGGAAGCCAUUUUGAAAGGAGCAGGAUCCCAACCAUUAAUCACGCCGAAAACCGUAGCAGAACAAUUAGCUGCCAAACUUAAUACAAAAUUAAAUUAUCAACCGAGAGAAGACGAUGAUAAAAUGGACGAAGAACAAGUUGAAACGUUUAGAAAAUACGAAGAAGAAUUGGAAAUAAACGAUUUUCCACAACAGGCAAGAUGGCGAGUCACGUCAAAGGAAGCUUUGGCUCAAAUCAGCGAAUAUUCAGAAGCGGGUAUCACGGUGAGGGGUACAUUUUAUCCACCGGGUAAAAAAGUCGAACCCGAUGGAGAAAGAAAAUUAUAUCUGGCGAUAGAAAGUACAAACGAAUUAGCCGUGUCAAAGGCCAAAGUUGAAAUCACGAGGUUAAUAAAGGAGGAAUUAUUAAAAUUACAAACUUCGCCUCAUCACAUUCUAAACAAAGCUCGAUAUAAAGUAGUUUAA
Molecule: messenger RNA, 3045 nt
Organism: Pediculus humanus corporis (human body louse)
Lineage: Eukaryota; Metazoa; Arthropoda; Insecta; Psocodea; Pediculidae
Product: DEAD box ATP-dependent RNA helicase, putative
Exons: 7
Coding region: 1-3045 (1014 amino acids)
Biological process (GO): mRNA splicing, via spliceosome
Cellular component (GO): nucleus
Molecular function (GO): ATP binding; nucleic acid binding; RNA helicase activity
Source: RefSeq, a predicted model, not a curated record